AUCAGUCGCGGUCGGCCGAUUCACCUGGUCGUGCUCGUCUUAUGACCCUACACUAAUCCUGGUGGCAGUCCAGGUAGCCUUUUCGCAGCCAAAUGGCCGACAAUCGGGUUCCCAUCAAUUAUCAAACACCUCCUUUUCCGUCCCUCUACGAGCUCUUUCCGACGACGAGUACCGGUGCAUACUAUCUCUACUACAAUAAGGAUAUUUGGCGUUUUACUCUAUACUGGACCUUGAUUUUCUAUGGCGCAAGCCAUCUACUGGUGGCGGCAUGGGCCGUGGCCAUGCAAUGCCGGAGCUGGAAGGCUUGUCUUGCAGUUCCCUUGGUAUACAUGGUCAUAGGUGGAUUAGAGGCGCUUUUAGCGGGGAGCAUCAUUGGCCUCGUCUUAGGUGCAGUUUACGAAGCGGGUAAUUUCAGAAUGUCGACCUGGAUCCCCCUUUUGUGGGGUGGUAUCAAUGUGUUGGUCCUCAUCCUAUCUAGCUUCCCUAUCCCAGGUGGAUUAUGACCGAAGGCAAAACCGAAGCCGAAUCGGGAUACUUUCAUGAUCACAUAACAUUCCCCUUACCUGCUGUGUCGAUAGCAGUUACUCAUGGACAGCUUUAUCGACAAAAUAUGGCCGAGAGCGCAGGUCCUC
Molecule: messenger RNA, 632 nt
Organism: Aspergillus welwitschiae
Lineage: Eukaryota; Fungi; Ascomycota; Eurotiomycetes; Eurotiales; Aspergillaceae
Exons: 2
Coding region: 93-503 (136 amino acids)
Source: RefSeq, a predicted model, not a curated record